UCUUCUAUUCAAAUCUUCGCCAGGAGCUAGACGUUGGGUCAUCGACAGAAGCGCCUCGACUGUCCCUCCUUGCCUGCGCUCCUGACCCUCCAACUCUGUGAUAACAUAGUCCCGCCCCUCCCCCCACAUAACGAGCGCCCUCCAUUCUACACCCUCGGUGGCCGUUCUCAAACACUCAACAGCUCCCCUCCUAGCUUCCGUCUUACUAUCACAUUCUCUGUCGGCCACCGACGGAAGAAUGGGUCUGAACUUGGAGGAACUCUAUGGCCAACCUAUAGUCGAUGAGCAGAAACCGAAUGAGUAUUCAGAGUACCAGCCGAAGCAGGGGUAUGGCUGGGCCAACACCUUGCCCGAGCGGCAAGGUCUCUAUGACCCCGAAUAUGAAAAGGAUGCUUGUGGUGUAGGCUUCGCCGCACACAUAAAAGGAAAGCCUAGCCACAAGAUUGUCAGUGAUGCUCGCAACCUGCUCUGUAACAUGACGCACCGUGGUGCCGUUGGUUCAGAUGCACGGGACGGUGAUGGUGCUGGUGUGAUGACCAGUAUCCCACACAAGUUCUUCAUCAAGAAUUUCGCCCGGGAAGUCGGAGUUGAGCUCCCUCCUCUUGGCCAGUAUGCCGUCGGAAACUUGUUCUUCAAGCCAGACGAAGAGUCUCUGAAGGAGUCUACUAACACAUUCGAGGAAAUCGCAACGUCUUUGGGUCUACGCGUGCUGGGAUGGCGCGAGGUUCCUCGCGAUUCGACCAUUCUCGGCCCUGCUGCGCUCUCACGGGAGCCCAUCAUCAUGCAACCCUUCGUGGUGUUCAAGUCAGCGUAUGGCGAAGGCAACAAGCCCGAAGUCACUGACCCAGCACAAUUUGAUGACAAGACUUUCGAGCUCCAGCUGUACGUUCUACGGAAGCGUGCCACCCAUGUGAUUGGCCUUGCCAACUGGUUCUACCUCUGCUCUCUCAGUAACCGGAACAUUGUCUACAAGGGUCAGCUGGCUCCAGUGCAGGUGUACCAGUACUACCACGACCUGGUCAAUGUGGAUUAUGAGGGUCACUUUGCUCUCGUCCAUUCUCGUUUCUCGACCAACACUUUUCCUUCAUGGGACCGUGCGCAACCUUUGCGUUGGGCGGCCCACAAUGGUGAAAUCAACACCCUUCGUGGCAACAAGAACUGGAUGCGCGCUAGAGAAGGUGUGCUCAAGUCCGGGAUUUUCGGAGCAGAGCUUGACUCUCUCUAUCCCAUUGUUGAGGAUGGUGGUUCCGACUCUGCCGCCUUCGAUAACGUCUUGGAGCUACUGAUGAUUAACGGAGUGCUUUCCUUGCCCGAAGCGGUCAUGCUCAUGAUUCCUGAAGCGUGGCAGGACAAUCCAGCUAUGGACCCGGCCAAGGCUGCUUUCUACGAAUGGGCUGCGUGCCAGAUGGAGCCCUGGGAUGGCCCGGCACUCUUUACUUUCUCCGACGGCCGCUAUUGCGGAGCUAACCUUGACCGCAAUGGCUUGCGUCCUUGCCGCUUCUAUGUCACGGAUGACGACAGAAUAAUCUGUGCUUCUGAAGUUGGUGCUGUGGACAUCGAUCCUGAACGCGUGAUUCAGAAGGGCCGCUUGCAGCCCGGAAAGAUGCUUCUGGUUGACACCGUAGCUGGCCGGAUCAUCGAUGACUCGGAACUUAAGUAUACCGUCUCCCACCGACAUGAUUUCGCCUCCUGGUUAGAAAAAGAGCUCCUAAAACUGCCUGCUAUCAAAGAGAAGUUGGAUGCGCAGAGCGUGGAUCUCGUCUCACCAUUAGAUGAGACGACUAUCCAGAAUGACCCCCGCCUGAAAGCUUUCGGUUAUUCCUUCGAACAAGUGAGUCUGCUACUCGGCCCUAUGGCCGCCGACUCAAAAGAAGCCCUGGGGUCAAUGGGCAACGAUGCUCCUCUUGCCUGUAUUGCUAAACAACCACGUCUUCUCUACGAAUAUUUCCGUCAACUCUUUGCUCAGGUCACGAACCCUCCCAUCGAUCCGAUCCGUGAGGCGGUGGUUAUGUCUCUAGAAUGCUAUGUUGGUCCUCAGGGCAACCUUCUGGAAAUGGAGCAGUCACAGUGUCACCGCUUGCUCUUGCCAUCCCCUAUCCUGAGCAUUCCCGAGUUCAACGCGUUGAAGAAUAUCAAUCGCGCUCACAAGGAUUGGACAGUCAAAACCAUUGACAUUACAUUCGAGAAGCAAAAGGGCGUCCCUGGCUACCUUGAAGCUCUUGAUGCCAUCUGCGAUGCCACAACCGAAGCAAUCCAGAACGGGGACAAGAUCCUCGUGCUUUCGGACCGAGCCACGUCGGCCGGGAGAGUUCCUGUCUCCGCUCUUUUGGCCACUGGGCUCGUUCAUCACCACUUGGUCCGUAACAAAUGGAGAUCUCUCGCUGCCAUCGUCGUUGAGACCGCCGAGGCUCGUGAGGUACAUCACAUGUGUGUCUUGGUGGGGUACGGAGCCGACGCUAUCAAUCCUUAUCUUGCAAUGGAGUGUAUCCUCAAGAUGAACCGGGAAAAGCUGAUUCGCAAGCAACUUCCUGAUCAGAAGGUAAUCGAAAAUUAUAAGGCUUCUUGUGAUGGUGGUAUCCUCAAGGUCAUGAGCAAGAUGGGUAUCUCCACCUUGCAGUCCUACAAGGGCGCUCAGAUUUUCGAAGCUCUUGGCAUCGAUGAUAGCGUCAUUGACCGUUGCUUCGCUGGAACCGCGAGCCGCAUUCGUGGUAUGACUUUCGAGCUUAUUGCUCAAGAUGCCUUCGCGUUCCACGAGCGUGGAUACCCUUCGCGCGAGAUUGUCGAUAUUCCCGGUCUUCCCGAGUCCGGCGAAUAUCACUGGCGCGAUGGCGGGGAAGAGCACAUCAAUGACCCGGUCAGCAUCGCGAACAUGCAAGAUGCUGUCCGCACAAAGAAUGACAAGUCGUAUGAAGCGUAUGCCAAGGCUGAACACGAGCAGAUCAAGAAUUGUACCCUGCGUGGUAUGCUCGAUUUCGACUUUGAACAGCGGACCCCCAUCCCCAUUGACCAGGUCGAACCGUGGACAGAAAUUGUGCGUCGGUUCGUUACAGGUGCCAUGUCUUAUGGUUCUAUCUCCAUGGAAUCGCAUUCUACCUUGGCAGUCGCUAUGAACCGCCUCGGUGGAAAGUCGAACACUGGUGAAGGAGGCGAAGAUCCCGAGAGGAGCAGGAGAUUCGAGAACGGCGAUACAAUGCGUUCCGCCAUCAAGCAAAUCGCUUCUGGUCGCUUCGGUGUGACUUCUCACUACCUCGCGGACGCUGAUGAGCUGCAGAUCAAGAUGGCACAAGGAGCUAAGCCCGGUGAAGGUGGUGAGCUUCCUGGACACAAGGUCGUGGGCCCUAUCGCCCGUACUCGUUACUCUACUCCUGGUGUCGGGUUAAUCUCGCCACCUCCGCAUCACGACAUCUACUCCAUUGAAGAUCUUAAGCAACUCAUCUACGAUCUCAAAUGCUCCAACCCUCGUGCACGAGUAUCCGUCAAGCUUGUGUCCGAGGUUGGUGUUGGUAUUGUUGCCUCUGGUGUCGCUAAGGCUAAGGCUGAUCACAUCUUGAUCUCCGGUCACGAUGGUGGUACUGGUGCCUCCCGUUGGACCGGUAUCAAAUAUGCCGGUCUUCCAUGGGAGUUGGGUCUGGCCGAAACCCACCAGACCCUUGUUCUGAACGACCUGCGCGGGCGUGUUGUUGUCCAGACCGACGGUCAAAUUCGUACCGGCCGUGAUCUUGCUGUUGCUUGUCUGCUCGGUGCAGAGGAAUUCGGAUUUGCCACCACUCCCUUGAUUGCUAUGGGAUGUAUCAUGAUGCGCAAGUGUCAUCUGAAUACCUGUCCUGUUGGAAUUGCGACCCAGGACCCAGCACUGAGGGCCAAAUUCCAGGGAACUCCCGAGCAUGUGAUCAACUUCUUUUACUAUGUUGCUAACGAGAUGCGUGCCAUCAUGGCCAAGUUGGGCAUUCGAACGGUCAAUGAGAUGGUGGGUCGUGCGGAGCUCCUCAGGAUUCGAGAUGGUAUCAAAACUCCCAAACAAGAGAAGAUUGAUCUAUCCCUUAUUCUCACCCCAGCCCACUCCCUCCGUCCUGGAGUGGCUACCUACAAUGUUCGCAAGCAGGACCAUCGCCUCCACACACGUCUCGAUAACAAGUUAAUUGCCGAAUCCGAGCUUGCGUUGGAGAAGGGCCUGCCCUGUCGGAUCGAGUGCGAUAUUGUCAACACGGACCGUGCCUUGGGUGCUACCUUGUCCUAUCAGGUUAGUCGCCGCUAUGGCGGGGAAGGACUCCCGCAAGACACUAUUCACUCGAACAUCAAGGGCUCGGCCGGUCAGUCCUUUGGCGCUUACCUUGCUCCGGGUAUCACCCUUGAGCUGGAAGGUGAUGCCAACGACUAUGUCGGUAAGGGUCUUUCUGGAGGCCGCCUAAUUGUGUACCCUCCCCGUGGCGCUGCAUACAAGGCCGAGGAGAACGUCAUUGUCGGCAACACCUGUCUCUAUGGUGCUACUCGGGGUACCUGCUUCUUCCGCGGUUUGGCUGCUGAGCGUUUCGCUGUUCGUAAUUCCGGGGCUACCGCUGUCGUUGAGGGUGUUGGUGACCAUGGAUGUGAGUAUAUGACUGGCGGUCGGGUGCUUGUCCUUGGUCCCACAGGACGUAACUUUGCAGCUGGUAUGUCCGGUGGUAUCGCAUAUAUCUUGGACAAGAGCCAGGAUUUCCAUUCCAAGGUCAACAUGGAGAUGGUCGAGGUCAGCGGAUUGGAAGAUCCCGCUGAAAUCGCUUUCGUUCGUGGCUUGAUUGAGGAUCACCACCACUACACCGGUUCCGAAUUGGCUGCCCGCAUCUUGCUCGAUUUCACCCGUGCUCUCCGCCACUUCGUCAAGGUUUUGCCCAUUGAUUACAAGCGCAUCCUCGAGGAGGAAAGUGCCAAGGCUAAGGCCGCAAAGCAGGCCGAGUUCACUUUGCCUCAGCUUCCUGGUACGCCGGUUCCAGCUGAAAAAUCGAAGGCCCAAUCUGAAAAGGAUGCGAAGAAGGUUGAGAUGCUCGACAUUGAAGACAGCAUCAGUGACUCAAAGACUGAGAAGAAGCGCUCGGCUCUCAUUCUUGAUAAGACCAGAGGUUUUAUGAAGUAUAAUCGUCGCAGCGAAAAGUACCGAAACCCAGCUACUCGGACGCGUGACUGGGCUGAGCUUUCUGCCCGUCUUAGCGAGGAUGAGUUGAAGUACCAGUCAGCUCGUUGCAUGGACUGCGGUGUCCCAUUUUGUCAGUCUGAUACUGGUUGCCCGAUCUCCAAUAUCAUCCCGAAGUGGAAUGAACUGGUUUUCCAGAAUCAGUGGCAAGAUGCGCUUAACCGUCUUCUCAUGACAAACAACUUCCCAGAGUUCACCGGUCGUGUCUGCCCCGCGCCUUGUGAGGGCGCAUGUGUCCUAGGUAUCAACGAAGACCCAGUAGGAAUCAAGUCUAUCGAGUGUGCUAUCAUUGACCGUGGGUUCGAAAUGGGCUGGAUGGUCCCUCGUCCUCCUAAGUCUCGCACUGGCAAGACUAUUGCCAUUAUUGGUUCUGGUCCGGCGGGUCUCGCUGCUGCAGAUCAACUCAACCGUGCUGGGCACAGUGUGACUGUCUACGAGCGAGCUGAUCGUAUUGGUGGGCUGCUCAUGUAUGGAAUCCCCAACAUGAAGCUAGACAAGAAGGUCGUGCAGCGUCGUGUUGACCUGAUGGCCGCCGAAGGCGUCCAAUUUGUCUCUAGCACCCCCGUUGGACCUGAACACGAUGUCAGCCUGGAGUCCCUGCGCAAGACCAACGAUGCUGUUAUCAUUGCUACUGGUGCCACCGUGGCUCGUGAUCUAAAGGUCCCUGGACGCGAGCUUGAGGGCAUUCAUUAUGCCAUGCAAUUCUUGCACCGCAACACCAAGUCGCUCCUUGAUUCCAACCUUGCCGAUGGUGCAUACAUCUCCGCAAAGGACAAGCACGUUGUUGUUAUUGGCGGUGGUGAUACCGGAAAUGACUGCAUUGGUACUUCUGUUCGUCAUGGUGCCAAGUCUGUUACCAACUUCGAGUUGCUGCCCCAGCCUCCGCCGGAGCGUGCCCGCGACAACCCUUGGCCCCAAUGGCCUCGCAUCUACCGGGUUGACUAUGGCCAUUCCGAGGUCAAGACACACAUGGGCAAGGACCCUCGCGAGUACUGUGUCAUGUCUAAGGAGUUCGUUGACGAUGGCAGUGGUCGCGUUAAGGGUAUCAAUACUGUUCGCGUGGAGUGGACGAAGGGUGCUUCUGGCGGAUGGGACAUGAAGACUGUCGAAGGCAGCGAGCAAUUCUUCCCGGCUGAUCUCGUUCUUCUUUCAAUGGGCUUCCUCGGUCCGGAAGAUCGCCUUCUAGGAGAUGAUAUUGAGCGCGAUGCGCGUAAGAAUGUCAAGACUCCUCCUGGUCAGUACUCCACCAACGUCCCUGGCGUUUAUGCUGCCGGUGACUGCCGUCGUGGCCAGUCUCUCAUCGUCUGGGGCAUCAACGAGGGCCGCCAGUGUGCCCGUGAGGUUGAUGCUGCUCUCAUGGGCAUUAGCUCCCAGCUUCCAGUCACUGGCGGCAUUGUUCGCCGUCCUGCUAUCGAUGCAGUACCCCAGUCGGCCCCACAGACCGUCUCAGCUUAAAUCUUGUUACAUAUCUCGGUUUCAUCAUGCUGGGCAGGAUCCAGCAGCACAACGAUCCAAAGUGAAACUCAUGAUCACAAUGAAUCUAUGACUGUCAAUAUUACAGAGCAAAACGGAGCUAGGAAAAGCUAAAAGAAAAGUUGGUUGCUUCGGUGAAAUUAACGUCGGAUGGCUGGUAUCUCUAUAGCUAUACAUUUUUCUACUAUCUUUCCGAGAGACUAUUUUGGGGAGGCUGAUUGAAGACUUUUGCUUCACUUCUAUGCUUGCCUGAGUUGUGCAGCGUUCUUUCAUCUUCAGAAUGUUGUGUAAGGUCGGAGCGUUUGUCAUUCUGUGCAACUUACUAGCUGUCUGUACAUAUUCUAUUCACGUCAAUAUCAAUCUGAUGAUUCCAAGUGACUUGGC
This is a messenger RNA of Aspergillus uvarum CBS 121591, 7024 nucleotides long. RefSeq names its product glutamate synthase (NADH). Lineage: Eukaryota; Fungi; Ascomycota; Eurotiomycetes; Eurotiales; Aspergillaceae. The record is from RefSeq and is a predicted model, not a curated record. Bases 239 to 6622 code for a protein of 2127 amino acids. Gene Ontology annotation, molecular function: iron ion binding; FMN binding; glutamate synthase (NADH) activity. The transcript has 3 exons.